AUGCGGGUGUCUCCAGCCCUACUUUGCUUAUUUCUCGCCUCGAUCUCAAGAGCCCUGAACAAUGAGGGCAGCGCCAUUCUACGUCGCAAUGCCGAGAUAGAAGCGCGUCUAGCAGAUGGACCCGUCUACGGCGUGCGAAAGAUGAGUACCGAUGAAGGCGAGAAGUUCUAUCUUGAGUAUUGGCAUUUUGAAGAUGCCGUGCAGGGUGGUCUAUCGGAAAGGGAUCUUGCGGAGGUGAACACUACCUCGAGAGACACAUCCAACAGCGAGGAUGCGACGCAUCAGAAGGGACCUGUCGGAAACAUGGGGACUGAAGUCUCACCGGCGCAAUUUCUGGCUAGAUCAUACGCCUUUCAACCAUCUUUUGAGCCGGAGUCUGGUGUGACGGGGGGUUGUUGGAGUCGCGGGAUUUCAAGUGCCCCACGGGCACGAGCGCUUGUACAUCUAUCAACCGGUCUGAUCGGUGCUGCAGUACCGGUGAUACUUGUGUGCAUUUAUCUCCGUGGUUACAGUGACGAUAGACUCGAGCGUGACCAUCUCAACAGUAACCCACACAACUUCCCAACAAACAAGCCACUCCACAUCAUCCAGAUCAAGCUCCAGCUCCAGCAGCAGCAGCAGCUCAAAAUCAACAACAAAAAGCACCAGCACAGAAAGUCUCGCCCCACCAGCCCGCGGAACCAGCAUCACAACAACAACCCACUCAUCAACAACCCGCAUCGACCUCUGCCCAACGGGCUUCUACGCCUGCUCAGCCGUGUACAACGGCGGCUGCUGCCAAACAAACCGAGACUGCGACACAACAUCCUGCCCGACGACGUCUUCGACGACAUUCACCUCUGA
This is a messenger RNA of Penicillium daleae, 843 nucleotides long. Its product is annotated as putative GPI anchored protein. The transcript has 2 exons. Bases 1 to 843 code for a protein of 280 amino acids. NCBI's taxonomy places the organism in Eukaryota, Fungi, Ascomycota, Eurotiomycetes, Eurotiales, Aspergillaceae. The record is from RefSeq and is a predicted model, not a curated record.